AUGACACAUAUUCCCGAAGUUCUGCCCAAGUCCAUACCCAUCCCUGCAUUUGUCGUCACUACGUCGUCUUACCUCUGGUACUACUUCAACCUGUUGAUGGUGCAGAUUCCUGGGGGCCAGUUCGUCGUCUCGUACAUCAAGAAGUCGCACCACGACGAUCCGUACCGGACCACCGUCGAGAUCGGGCUGAUCCUGUAUGGGAUCAUCUACUAUCUGUCGAAGCCGCAACAAAAGAAGAGUCUGCAGGCGCAGAAGCCCAACCUGUCGCCCCAGGAAGUCGAUGCCUUGAUCGAGGACUGGGAGCCCGAGCCACUGGCCACCCCCAUCGCCAUCGAUGAGCAAUUGUGGAGAGUUGCCGCGAUCCCUGUCACCAUGGACAUGCCAAUCCAGAACCACGUAACGAUCACGAGGAACGAUCUUAAGGAGACGUACACCAACGUUUUCAACCUGGCCUCGAACAACUUCCUGCAGUUGUCCGUUACGCAGCCCGUCACGGACGUGGUCAAGACCACCAUCAAGAACUAUGGGGUGGGUGCCUGUGGGCCCGCUGGGUUUUACGGUAACCAGGACGUCCAUUACAGGUUGGAGUACGAUUUGGCCCAGUUCUUCGGCACCGAAGGUGCCGUGCUGUACGGCCAAGACUUCUGUGUCGCCCCAUCUGUGAUCCCUGCCUUCACCAAGCGUGGUGACGUGAUCGUUGCCGAUGACGAGGUUUCUCUAUCGGUGCAGAACGCCCUGCAACUAAGCAGGUCCACGGUCUACUACUUCAGCCACAACGACAUGAACUCGUUGGAAUCUCUGUUGAACGAGUUGACCGAACAGGAAAAACUCGAAAAGCUGCCCGCCAUCCCAAGAAAAUUCAUCGUCACUGAAGGUAUCUUCCAUAACUCCGGUGAUCUGGCUCCACUACCGGAGUUGACCAAGUUGAAAAACAAGUACAAGUUCAGGUUGUUUGUCGACGAGACGUUCUCCAUCGGUGUGCUUGGUGCCACGGGUCGUGGGUUGUCCGAACACUUCGACAUGGACCGCGCCACGUCCAUCGACAUCACUGUCGGGUCCAUGGCCACCGCAUUAGGCUCCUCCGGUGGGUUUGUGCUUGGUGACACCCCCAUGUGCCACCACCAACGUAUUGGUUCCAACGCCUACUGUUUCUCCGCCUGCUUGCCUGCCUACAACGCAACGUCCGUCUCCAAAGUACUAGACUUGAUGGACUCGAACAAUGACGCUGUGCAGACACUGCAAAGAUUGUCCGCACAUUUGCACGAAAGCUUUGCAUCAGACAACACUCUGCGCCCAUACUUCAUCGUGACGUCUUCCCCCGUGUCCGCUGUACUCCACUUGCAACUGACACCGGAAUUCAGAUCCCGCAAGUUUGGCUACACCCGUGAACAGCUGUUCGAAACCAUAUCGGAUCUACAGAAGAAGUCCCACACAAACAAGUACAUCGAACCUUACGAGGAAGAAGAGAAAUUACUGCAAGCCAUAGUCGACCACGCUCUUGCUAACCACAAGGUGCUUAUCACAAGGAACACCAUCGUGCUGAAGCAUGAAACACUCCCAGUGGUUCCAAGCUUGAAGAUCUGCUGUAACGCCGCCAUGUCCCGAGAGGAACUCCAACACGCCUGCGAAAGUGUUAAGCAAUCCAUCCUUGCUUGUUGCCAAUAA
Messenger RNA from Saccharomyces eubayanus, 1665 nucleotides. RefSeq names its product serine C-palmitoyltransferase LCB1 (gene LCB1). Gene Ontology annotation, molecular function: serine C-palmitoyltransferase activity; pyridoxal phosphate binding. The coding region runs from base 1 to 1665 and encodes 554 amino acids. Gene Ontology annotation, biological process: sphingosine biosynthetic process; ceramide biosynthetic process. The record is from RefSeq and is a predicted model, not a curated record. The transcript has a single exon. NCBI's taxonomy places the organism in Eukaryota, Fungi, Ascomycota, Saccharomycetes, Saccharomycetales, Saccharomycetaceae. Gene Ontology annotation, cellular component: endoplasmic reticulum.